Closterium sp. Naga37s-1 is the source of this 297-nucleotide messenger RNA. Lineage: Eukaryota; Viridiplantae; Streptophyta; Zygnematophyceae; Desmidiales; Closteriaceae. The record is from the annotation of a GenBank genome assembly.
GAGAUACAGCCUGCCGCCCUGCUUCCACUUCCUCAUUGCAGGGGGCCUACUGGCCCUUCUCAAGAUGUGGGCAUGCCGCUGUAUCUCCUCUCAUACGGCCUUCCACCCUGCUUCCACUUCCUCAUUGCAGGGGGGCUGCCGGCAUUGCUGAAGGUAGGAGAUACGGCCUGCCGCCCUGCUUCCACUUCCUCAUUGCAGGGGGCCUACCGGCCCUUCUCAAGGAGAUACGGCCUGCCGCCCUGCUUCCACUUCCUCAUUGCAGGGGGCCUACCGGCCCUACUCAAGGUGGGCAUGUGA